CCGGCAUAAAAAGACUUUCAACUUGAUAAAAAUUAUCAGCUGGAGUCAAAAUGGCAAGCUUACGACGAAUUGUUGUUUCUCCUCUGAUGCAAGUUGUUCGAACUUUCUUAAUCAUAUUUAACAUUUUGUUCUGGAUAAGCGGUUUUUGCUUGUUUGUCAUUGGCAUUUGGGCAACAGCACAACUUAAUAAAUAUGAAGAAAUACCUCGACCAAAUCAUUACGAUGGCGUAGCUAUUGUCCUUAUCAUUAUUGGUCUUUUAAUGGCAAUCAUUGGAUUAUGUGGUUGCUGGGGAGCUUUGAAAAAGAAUGUUUUUUUACUUAAAAUAUACUCAUGUUUUCUUGGAGUGGUAAUAAUCUGUGAAAUCAAUGUGGCCAGUGCAGGGUAUGCAUACCGUUCCAAGAUAAAAAGAGCACUAUCCAGUGGCCUUAACAAAACAAUGAAAGCAUACAAGAAUGAAAUCAUAUUUAGAGGAGCAUGGAAUGAAAUGCAAGAAAAACUUCACUGCUGUGGCAAUAGAAAUUAUUCUGAUUGGUUCAAAGUUGAGUGGAAUGAAGUGGUUACACCAAAAAAUCGAACCGUACCAAUAAGUUGUUGCAAGGAUAUAACAAACGGUUGCAACAAUGUAGCGAAUAUAAAGAACGAUACAUUGGUGAAUAGAUACAUUUAUACCGUGGGUUGUCAUGGCGUAAUCACUGACUUUUUCCGCCAAAAGUUUCUUGCCGUCGCUUGUUCUGCAUUAGUGAUUGCUUUAACUCAGAUAUUUGCGAUUGCUGGUGCGAUAUGUUUCUACAAUCACGUAAAGAAAAAAUCUAAUUAUGAACAUAUGUGAAAUGAUCCAUUAAUUGAUACAACGAACAUAGUUUGUAUAUCGUAUUACAUUACGUUUAAUUACAUACAAUUAAUGAAUACAUAAUUAUAUAUUAUGCUGUAAUUGUUACACAAGCAAUACAUGCGUUCACCUUCU
Messenger RNA from Xenia sp. Carnegie-2017, 965 nucleotides. Its product is annotated as CD151 antigen-like. The record is from RefSeq and is a predicted model, not a curated record. The coding region runs from base 51 to 830 and encodes 259 amino acids. Lineage: Eukaryota; Metazoa; Cnidaria; Anthozoa; Malacalcyonacea; Xeniidae. The transcript has 7 exons. Gene Ontology annotation, cellular component: membrane.